GUGUUAGUGAGGGAGGGAGGAUGGUGGCCGCCGCUGCGCCGACUCUCGCCGGCUCAGGUUGUCGUGAGGUGCGCUUCGUCGAGAACGGACGUGCCGCUGUGCCCUUUAGUGUCGACCAACGAACACUUUACACACUGUGAAGAAUGUGCUUGUAGCGAAAACCGUCACAAGUCCAAGAGGGCACCCUAGAGCGAGUGAACGAGUGUACAAAGUGAAGGUAGCCUAGUGGCCUGUACAUAAGUGUACAUAGUGAUUGUUGGCGCUGGUGGUGAGCCAGCGUACACUGUUGUACGUGGAUACUGUGUAUCCUCUGUUGCCGUCCUCAGCAGCGCCCACGCCCGUCACUCCAGCAGCCAUGGCCGAUACGGGCAGAACAGAUUCUUACCGGCACGCCACCGAUCGAACCAUCCCUGAUGAUAACCGAACCGUGAAAGGGGACCCCAAGUCAAAAAAGAAAAUGCCUAAAGCUAAGCCUAAGAAAGGGGAAAAGGAUAUGGAGAAUCUGAAGCAGGAGUUGGAACUUGAUGAGCACAAGGUCCCAAUUGAGGAACUGUUCCAGCGACUUAGUGUGAACCCUGACACAGGCCUAACACAGGCAGAGGCUAUCAGACGUAUUGAACGAGAUGGUCCAAAUGCCCUAACCCCACCCAAGCAAACUCCUGAAUGGGUUAAAUUUUGCAAGAACCUCUUCGGUGGCUUCUCUCUCCUCCUGUGGAUUGGUGCCAUUCUCUGCUUCAUAGCAUAUUCCAUUGAGGCUGCUUCAGAGGAAGAACCCAACAAUGAUAACUUGUACCUGGGCAUUGUACUCACAGCUGUCGUCAUCAUCACAGGAGUCUUCUCAUAUUAUCAAGAGAACAAGAGUUCCCGAAUUAUGGAGUCAUUUAAAAACAUGGUUCCUCAGUAUGCUAUUGUGGUACGUGAAGGAGAAAAGCAGAAUGUUCAGGCCGAGGAGCUUUGCAUAGGAGACAUCAUUGAGGUGAAGUUUGGUGACCGCAUUCCUGCUGAUGUCCGUGUCAUUGAAGCCAGGGGAUUUAAGGUGGACAACUCUUCACUAACUGGAGAAUCUGAACCACAAAGUCGUUCUCCUGAAUUUACCUCGGAGAACCCCUUAGAGACCAAGAACCUUGCUUUCUUCUCCACCAAUGCUGUAGAAGGUACUGCCAGAGGCAUUGUGAUCAACAUUGGCGACAAUACAGUCAUGGGCCGCAUUGCUGGAUUGGCUUCUGGUUUGGAAACCGGUGAGACCCCUAUUGCCAAAGAGAUCAGCCAUUUCAUCCACAUCAUUACUGGUGUAGCUGUGUUCCUUGGUGUUACCUUCUUUAUCAUUGCCUUCAUCAUGGGCUAUCACUGGUUAGAUGCUGUUGUGUUCCUCAUUGGUAUCAUUGUAGCAAAUGUGCCUGAAGGUCUUCUUGCCACUGUCACUGUGUGUCUGACACUCACAGCCAAACGAAUGGCUGCCAAGAAUUGUCUUGUCAAGAACUUGGAAGCUGUUGAAACUCUAGGGUCCACCUCAACCAUCUGCUCUGAUAAGACUGGUACCUUGACUCAGAACCGUAUGACUGUAGCUCACAUGUGGUUUGACAACACCAUCAUUGAAGCUGAUACAUCAGAAGACCAGUCUGGCUGCCAAUACGACAAGACAUCAGAAGGAUGGAAGACUCUGUCUAGAAUUGCUGCUCUCUGCAAUCGUGCUGAGUUUAAAGCUGGACAAGAGAAUGUCCCUAUCUUGAAACGUGAAGUGAAUGGCGAUGCUUCUGAAGCUGCUUUACUGAAAUGUGUUGAACUUGCUGUUGGAGACAUAAAGGGCUGGCGAGCACGUAACAAGAAGGUAUGCGAGGUUCCAUUCAAUUCCACAAAUAAAUACCAAGUAUCUAUACAUGAAACCGAGGAUAAGAAUGACCCUCGCUACCUCCUCGUCAUGAAGGGAGCCCCAGAAAGGAUCCUGGAACGCUGCUCGACCAUCUACAUUAAUGGAGAAGAAAAGGCUCUUGAUGAAGAGUUGAAGGAAUCAUUCAACAAUGCUUAUUUGGAACUGGGAGGUCUUGGAGAGCGUGUACUUGGUUUCUGUGACUACAUUUUGCCUUCUGAUAAGUAUCCUCUUGGAUAUCCCUUUGAUACAGAUUCUGUAAACUUUCCAGUACAUGGCUUGCGGUUUGUAGGUCUUAUGUCCAUGAUUGAUCCUCCUCGUGCUGCUGUACCUGAUGCUGUAGCAAAAUGCCGAUCAGCUGGAAUAAAGGUUAUCAUGGUUACAGGUGAUCACCCUAUUACUGCCAAGGCAAUUGCAAAGUCAGUUGGUAUAAUUUCUGAAGGUAAUGAAACUGUUGAGGAUAUUGCACAGAGAUUGAAUAUUCCUAUUAAGGAAGUUGACCCUCGUGAAGCCAAGGCUGCUGUUGUCCAUGGUUCAGAACUGCGAGACAUGACCUCUGAGCAAUUGGAUGAUAUUCUUAUUCAUCAUACUGAAAUUGUAUUUGCCCGUACUUCACCACAACAGAAACUGAUUAUUGUUGAAGGUUGUCAGCGCAUGGGUGCGAUUGUUGCUGUAACUGGUGAUGGUGUCAAUGACUCUCCUGCACUAAAGAAAGCUGACAUUGGUGUUGCCAUGGGUAUAGCCGGAUCAGAUGUGUCCAAGCAGGCUGCUGAUAUGAUUCUGUUAGAUGAUAAUUUUGCAUCCAUUGUUACUGGUGUUGAGGAGGGAAGACUUAUUUUUGACAACCUUAAGAAGUCUAUUGCCUACACCUUGACCUCCAACAUUCCUGAAAUCUCACCAUUUUUGUUCUUCAUGAUUGCCUCUGUGCCUCUACCAUUGGGUACUGUUACUAUCCUCUGCAUUGAUCUGGGUACUGACAUGGUGCCUGCCAUUUCCCUUGCCUAUGAAGAAGCUGAAUCUGAUAUUAUGAAGCGCCAGCCCCGCAAUCCAUUCACCGACAAGCUUGUGAACGAGAGGCUCAUCUCCAUGGCCUAUGGUCAGAUUGGUAUGAUCCAGGCCUUGGCAGGGUUCUUCGUGUAUUUUGUCAUCAUGGCAGAGAAUGGCUUCCUCCCAGAUGUUCUCUUUGGUAUUCGUGAAAGGUGGGACUCAAAGGCUAUCAAUGAUCUGGAGGACCACUAUGGCCAGGAAUGGACUUACCACGACCGCAAGAUUCUUGAGUACACAUGCCACACUGCUUUCUUUGUUUCCAUUGUGAUUGUGCAGUGGGCAGAUUUGAUCAUCUGUAAGACACGUCGUAAUUCAAUUGUUCACCAGGGAAUGAAGAACAUGGUGCUCAACUUUGGCCUGUGUUUCGAAACUACUCUAGCCGCCUUCCUCUCCUACACCCCAGGAAUGGACAAGGGUCUUCGUAUGUACCCACUCAAGUUUUAUUGGUGGCUGCCAGCACUCCCCUUCUCACUUCUCAUCUUCAUUUAUGACGAGUGUCGACGAUUCAUUUUGCGCAGGAGGCCAGGAGGAUGGAUGGAAAUGGAAACCUACUAUUAAGUUUAUUGAGCAUAAGUUAGAAAUACAUCAGCAGCAGCCUCCCCAAUAAUGGAAAUUUAUUUGUAGUUGAGCCUGAGAAUUUUUAGUGAAGCAGAGUGUUGGUUGCUCUGUAAUGUGCUCUCCUGUAUGAUUCCAUAUUUAUGUGUUACUUACUGAGGAUUUUAAUGUCAUUAUGGUUGUUUAUAAUUUUCCCCAUUGUUAUAUAUAAGAUUUGCAGUAAGUAACAUAGAGAUAUUUGUACAGAAUCCUGGUGAAGGAUGUAAUAAAGACAAAAGUGACACUUCAAGAAUGCACCAGAACUUUUAAUUGAGGUUUAAAUAACCUCUCUUAACUCCUCUUCCAGGUUGCAGGUGUGAGAAAGCAAAGAGUCUCGUGAAAAUUAUGAAAAAGGUAUUAUAAUUGAUAAUAAUUAAGAUAAAAAAAAUAUAUAAAUAUAUAUAAAUAUAUAUAAAUACAUAUAAAUACAUAUAUAAAUAUAUACAUAUAUACAUUAUAUAAAUAUAUAUUUAUAUAUAUAUAUACAUAUAUAUAAAUCCAUAUAUAAAUACACAUAUAUAUACCUAAAUAUAUAAACAAAAUUUAUACACAUACACAAAUGGUAUACAUACAUACAAAUACACAUUUAAUGUCUAUUCAGUGGCUCAAAAGAUUAUAAUCUACAAUGGUCUGAGGUUUUGAAAGGGAAACAUUGCUUUCUCACACCUGUAGCCCUGGUGAAGUUUGUCUCAUCUGUUAAAAUUUUGUGUAAAUUUUAGUGCACAUGAGUAGAAGUGUGAUGGCUACAAAAUUGGAGCCAAAAUAAAGUGUAAAAAAUAGUGUAGAUAGUCUAUAGACAGCCCCAAUCUUCAUGAAACUACCUAGUUUGCAAGACUGUUUUCAUAAUGAUCAUAAUCAUUUAUUCAGAGUAGAGUUGUUACAGCUGUACUGCUCAAACCUUGUCCCACAAUCGUUGAUUAAUGUUUUAAUGAUUAAGUUUAUUUUAUGUUAUCCCUCAAUGGACAUGUAUAAACAUUUUUGCAAAUGUGCAGUAAAAUCUGAGAAUACAUUUUAACCUAAAAAGGAAAUAAGUAAUUUAAUUUUAUCCCUUUACACAGUAAUGCCUUAUAAUCUGCUCUAAACAUUGCUUUGGUUUGUGAAAUUUGUCUAAAGUGACACAUUGGGUCCAUAACAUUCCACACUAAAGUCCUGUAUCAGCUUUUCAUCGUUUCCGUUUUUAUUCGUUCUAGAAGCCUGUCAUUGGUAGAGGUAGUUUUUCAUCUAGAUAAAAGGUAUGCAAAAAUUCUUAGCUCCAAACCUUUAUGCUUUGUACCUUGAGUAAAGCCCAUUUAGAAAGUGUGCAUGUAUUAGAACGAAUGCAUGACUACAAUAUAAUAAAGUACUGAUUUUCUUCAUUGUUAACCCAAGAGCAUUCAUCAUAACAAAAUUGAGCCUUCUACCUCUGUAGUUCCUGCUCAGCUUCUACCAAGUCAUGUUGAAGCUUAGUUUUUGGUGUAAACAGAUUUAGUUUGUGUGUAGAUGAAUUAAGAGUGGUUGAAAAAUCUGGUUGUCUAAUGUUUAACCAUUCAGAAUGAAUCUCAGUGUCAAUAAAACUGACUUGUGUUUACCACAAAAACUGUGCUGAAAUUAGCUGCCAGGUGUAGGAUCUCGUUGUUUUAGUUUAAAUUAUUUGAUCAUACUGUAUGUGAACUGUUGGAGGUUUUUUGUCGAGACUUGUGACAAGCAAGGAACCAUUGCCUCUGCGUGACCUGCAGCAAAACACUGUGGUUCAGUGUGGUAGCCAAUAGUGUGAUUUCAUUUUCGUCAUCCUUCCAAGCUUCGUACUAAAGCAACUAGCUGUGGGUCGGCCUUUGUACAUAGGAGAUACAGAUAUCAUAAUAAUUAAUAGUAAGAAUAUUAAAUAUCAAGGCAACUAUAUCUUGUUAUAAAGCAGCACUAAUGUCACACAUCUAUUUUUCUUGAUGGAGGCAGGGGAGGAGCUUACGUGUGUUCGAUUAGAAAGACUAAUUUUGGGGCACCAGGAGUGCUCACACCAUCCAGAGGAUACUAAGGGAAUGUCAUUUUGUUCCAGAGUUAAGUUUCAUGUUAUUCCCUGCCUCAGUUUCCAUGUUCAUAAAGGGAAAAUUUUGAAAAGUGGUCACAAUAUUAUCAGUUAUUUUAAAAUUCAAGACUGGAUCCACUUAUCGUUGGAUUCAACAAUAAAGUGUUUGAAAAA
This is a messenger RNA of Cherax quadricarinatus, 5684 nucleotides long. RefSeq names its product sodium/potassium-transporting ATPase subunit alpha (gene Atpalpha). The record is from RefSeq and is a predicted model, not a curated record. Gene Ontology annotation, biological process: proton transmembrane transport; intracellular potassium ion homeostasis; potassium ion import across plasma membrane. Lineage: Eukaryota; Metazoa; Arthropoda; Malacostraca; Decapoda; Parastacidae. Gene Ontology annotation, molecular function: ATP hydrolysis activity; ATP binding; P-type sodium:potassium-exchanging transporter activity. Gene Ontology annotation, cellular component: plasma membrane.